Molecule: messenger RNA, 2984 nt
Organism: Microplitis demolitor
Lineage: Eukaryota; Metazoa; Arthropoda; Insecta; Hymenoptera; Braconidae
Product: LIM domain only protein 3
Exons: 6
Coding region: 322-1065 (247 amino acids)
Biological process (GO): positive regulation of transcription by RNA polymerase II
Cellular component (GO): nucleus
Molecular function (GO): transcription coactivator activity; DNA-binding transcription factor binding
Source: RefSeq, a predicted model, not a curated record
CAGACAGCCGGCGCGUGAGGUUUCUAAUAAAUUUUAUUCUCUCUAGUGUUCUUCAUACUACCACGUUGUUUUAAAGAUAAUCUCCUGUCUUGGAAUAACAUCCAUAACAACAACUUGAAGUAUUAAUUGUGACAAAUAAUUAAAUUUGUAAACGUGAUUAGUGACGUGUUUAGUGUCAAGUGAAUGUCACGGAUACUAAGCAUGUUUUAUCUUUGAUGAGAAAAUAAAUAAACAAUGGAAUAAUUUUGUUUCUGCAUGAGCCAAGUUAAGAGUGUAUGAAAAAUAUAGGUGGGAGCCAAAUACGGCGGAGUAACUUCAAUCAUGACGAUGGACGUGAGUAAAUCGGAAACGAAUAAAAACGGUUCAGCGCAGCAGGAGAUAUGCGCGGGAUGCGGCAAAACCAUAACAGAAAGGUUUCUCCUAAAAGCCUUAGACUUAUUUUGGCACGAGGAUUGCCUGAAGUGCGGAUGCUGUGACUGUCGAUUAGGCGAAGUAGGAUCAACAUUAUACACAAAAGCGAAUUUAAUACUCUGCAAAAGAGAUUACCUGAGGCUAUUUGGCAACACAGGCUACUGUUCGGCUUGUUCUAAAGUAAUACCAGCAUUCGAGAUGGUAAUGAGAGCUCGGGCAAACGUUUACCACUUGGAGUGCUUUGCUUGUCAGCAGUGUAAUCAUCGCUUUUGUGUGGGGGACAGGUUUUACCUUUGCGAGAAUAAAAUUCUGUGCGAGUACGACUAUGAGGAGAGAUUAGUCUUCGCGAACAUGGCCCUACAUCCCCCGGUGUCAUUGACACACUUGAAGAGACAGUUACCGCCGACACCAACGCCUCCGGGAGCCACGCAAAAUCUCCAUCCGGGUCACAAUCAGAUUCAUCAAGGACAUCCGCCACAGACGCUUGGACAAUCAAUUCAACACAAUCAUGUCAAUGGACAAAUAUCAAGUGCGCCAGUGAAUGGGAUGUCUGGGCCACGUGGUCCUGGUGACAUGAACAAUAACGGGCUAUCGGGCCCAGGUUUGGGGCCAGUUAAACCUCCGCCAAUGUCAAUGCCCGCGCCAACCAGCUGAGACGAGGCCCCGCCUAUGAAAAAGCUCCGGUGUCUUGAUAGCUAUUAAACAACUUAAUAAAUAAAUAAAUAACUAAUUAAUAAAUUAAUUAAUUAAGUUUAAUACUAAGUAAGUAAAUUUAAAAACUAACAGCUAUCAGAACUAACGUCCAAGCUGAAUAAAACAAAAAAAAAUUCAUGUGCGGAGAAUUUUCGCAUUCGUGAUUAAUCGGACAAAGUGACAGUGAUAAGGAUAAAAAUAAAAUAAUGUAUGAUAUUUAAGUAAAAUCGAAGCUUAUGUAAGAUAUUUUUUCGAUUGAGUGCACUCGCACAUGUAAAUAAUAAAUUUAAUAUUAAAUAUUAAUAAUAAUAUUAAUAAAUAGAGUAAUAAGUGGGACAAAAAUUUAAAAAAAUUAAUUCGAGACGUGAAUGGCAAUAGACUAAAAUAUAUAAAUAAAUGGGUAUACGAUAAAUAGACUUGAGAAUUUUAAAAUAAUAAAUUACUGAUAAGGUAAAAGAUCUAGUGCCCAAUCAGGGAACUGCUAUCUGGUCAUAAAGUAUUGAGCCUAAAUUUAAAAUAUGAAUAACUUGUACUUUAAAAAAUCGCAUUGAAACGUGAAACAUAUAGAUCACCAAAUUGGAGUAUCUUCUACUCCGAUCCAAAAUUUCACGAACCUAAAAAAUUUGUUACCCGAAAUAUAAACAAUUGGAGGGUUAAAAAAAACGUGGAUUUUGGCGGGUAUAAAUUCAAGCACCAACUUUGAUUGUUAUAACUUCGUAAAUAAUUGUUCUGUUGCUACGCUGAUUUUUUUGGUGUACAUUAGAUCCUUUCCGAAUAGAAUUCAUGGAAAAAAAAUUUGUUUUUUUCAUAAAUUAUCGAUAUAAUUUAUAAUUUAUCGUCACAGGCUAUCUCAGGAGCUAAUGAAGAUACUAAUUUGAUUCAAAUUUGUAUUGACACAGAAAAAUGCAUCUAUAUUUAGUAAAAUUGGGUAAAUAUAGAUAUAGAAAUAUAUGUGAUCGGGUAGUAGUUCCCUGAUUGGGUACUGGGUUUGUUACCUUACUUAUGGUUUAUUAAUUUAUUUAUUUUUACUCUCGUACAGCUGUACCAAAGAUGUUGCUCUAAGUAUCGCAAUCGCGAUUCCUGUUUCAAUUUUUUUUUUAAAGAUCUUGAUACUGAUUUAAUUACUUGCAUACUGUAAUAGUUUAUUAAGUUAUAUAUAAAUAUAUAUAUACAGAAAUAAAAUAAUAAACCAGUGAGAAAUAAUUUUUUAGUCAUAAAUUUUAUGUUCAUGUAAUUUCAAUACCAAAUUAAUGUACCAAACUAUAAGCACUGAUUAUAUAUAUUUUUUUAUUGAUCCUUUAACAAACUUGAAAAUUUUUAUUUCUGUUAAAAAUAAUUAAUUUUUAUUUUAAUGAGCAAAAAAAAGUUUUAAAAAAAAUGAAUGAACAUAAAAACUAAUUGAAUGAAGAAUUUGAAAACUAAAUUUUUUUAAUAAAAUUGAAUUAAUUACUCGGUAAUUAAUGGAGUUAAUUAAAAAAAAAUUAUUUUUAUAAAAAUGAAUAAAUAAAUUUUUUUGAAUAUUUGUCAAAGGAUUAAUAAAUUUGAAUAAAUAAAUAAAACGACACACUGUAUAAUCCAGUACAAAAUAAUUGCUCUGUAUAAAUGUGUACGUUAAUUGAUUUAUUGAAAAUUAAUGUAUGCGUAUAAAUGAUGUAUGUAUUUUAAUGUCUAUAAAGAUGUGAAUGUUUGAUUAAGUUGAAUGCAGAGUGUGAGAUAAAAAAUAAAAUUAUUGUUGUCCUUUUAGUAAUUAAAUGCAGUAAGCACUCUUUGUUAUUAUUCAUCAUUGUAUAUAACGUCAUCAUUAGUGCACUAUUAAUUAUGUAUAAUUAAGAUCUAUAGUUCCAUUACUACUGAGAGAAGAAAAAAAAAAGAAAAUUUAA